AUGCUUCAGUAUCUUCUGACGGAGAUAUCACUUCUCAUUUUAAUAAGUAUAUCAUGCACGAGCAAAGUAUAUCAAAUACCACUACACCCUGUCUACGGUGAAAGUCAAAACCAUGUUGGAUAUAGUGUAAAAGCCAGAAUCGGUCCUAAAUUACAAGAGUACACACUGCUGAUUGAUACACUGUUACCAUCGUCGUGGGUUGUUGGACCUGGUUGCUCCGAUCCAUGUUGCUUGAAUAAGACGACGUUCAUUUCAUCUUACAAAAUUAAGAAGUCAAAGAAAGAUCAUUUUGCUCUCGUUGAUUACACUAGUCGUAACAUAACAAUAAAUCUGUUGAAUGACGAAUUUGAGUUGUACGAGAACAAUGACCCAACAAUAAAAUUCUUUGAUAAAGCGUUCUCAUUCGGUGCCGUAGAAUCCUUAGAAUGGCAAGAUUGUGCAGAAUAUACAAAGAUAGAUGGAAUGUUCAGUUUAUAUCCGAAAAUUCAUUGGAGCACAACUAUAAUCCAUUCCCUCUACGAUUACUUGUAUGAUAAGCAUAUACCUAGAACUCUAACAAUUGCAAUGCCCAGACUGGUAACUAUACAUACAUAUUUUCAGUCUAUUACUUAUUAAUA
This is a messenger RNA of Thelazia callipaeda (thelaziosis nematode), 617 nucleotides long. NCBI's taxonomy places the organism in Eukaryota, Metazoa, Nematoda, Chromadorea, Rhabditida, Thelaziidae. The record is from the annotation of a GenBank genome assembly.